Messenger RNA from Thamnophis sirtalis, 1219 nucleotides. The record is from RefSeq and is a predicted model, not a curated record. NCBI's taxonomy places the organism in Eukaryota, Metazoa, Chordata, Lepidosauria, Squamata, Natricidae.
UUCGGUGGCCAAGCAUACAGCGACGUCAGCCACACUCGCGUUCUUUGCAGGGCAUUGGAUGGAAUUGAGUGUGCAGGACAGCGAACCUUUCUGCGUGGGAACAAGCCGUGCAUAAAAUACACUGGACACUACUUCAUUACCACCCUCCUCUACUCCUUUUUCUUGGGCUGCUUUGGAGUGGACCGCUUCUGCCUGGGCCACACAGGUACAGCAGUGGGGAAACUGCUGACUCUCGGAGGACUCGGCAUCUGGUGGUUUGUGGACCUGAUUCUUUUAAUUACCGGGGGACUCAUGCCCAGCGAUGGGAGCAACUGGUGCACCAUUUACUGAAAAGCUUAUCAUUUUGGUGGCUGAAAAGCUUAUCAUUUUGGUUGGACUUAAUCCCAAGCAGAAAAAGAAGAGGGGCAGCCUGGCUGACAUGACCUACUGCUUGUGAUAAGAUCCAUGAAGACCAAAGAGACUGGAGGCGGUGUAUUUAUUUUUUUUCCCACGGAACUGAGACGGGGGUUGAACAGAAAAAAAAAUGCCAACCACAAUUUCUGAGAUAUAUACCUCAUUGUUUCAAAGUUGUUCUUCUCCUUACGGGAAGACUACAUUUAUUUAUGGAUACCAUGCUGUUUUCGACGUGCCGUGCUCCACUCCCGUAUUUCAGCUUGUGCCAUGGUCGUUUCUGUAGAUGAGUCCCCAGCGCUGGGUUCUUGUUGCUGUGAGUUCAGAAGUUUUUAUAAUCAUUCCAUGCGGCUGGAAUUUGCAAGGUUUAAGGCCGUACUAAAAGAUGGUGAUGUGUAUUUGCUUUCAAUUUUAGGAGAGUGGCACUCUCUUCCCCCUUAGAGUGCAAGCAAGAAGUCCCUAAAUAAAGCCCCUCUUUAUGUCUUUGUGCAUAGAUAAUCUCCAACAAUCCUUCUCCAUUCUUAAAUUUCAUUUUACAAUGCAGGUAUGGAGAAGCAAGAGUUUCUUUAGGUAAAGUCAACCCCAGCAUAUGCUUGCUAACUGAACAAGCAGUGUCCUUCAUCCUUUAAAGCAGGGGUGAGGGACCAUGGCUCUUUUAUGACUUGUGGAUUUCAGUUCUCAGAAUUCCUGAGCCAGCCAGGAAUUCUGGGAGUUGAAGUCCACAAGUCAUCAAGGGCAUUGGUUUCCCUCACCGCAGGGGUGAAAUCCUCCCAGUUCAGCCGAACCGGUAGGGACGAUUGUUAGUUCUGCGAACCGGUAAUAAAAAAAA